AUGCACGAACCGGGGCUAUCCGAGCCCCCGGACGGCCUUAUCGGAGGUUAUAAGGGUGGCAACCUGACCGUCCGCAUUCUCAUGAUCGUCUUUUCGUCCAUCGCACUGUACAAUGCCAUCGAACUGUUUAUACUCCUCUUCCUCACCUUCCAGCACUACCGCGGCCUCUACUUUUGGACACUCCUCCUUUCCGUCGUGGCAGGCGUCAUCCCCCACACAGUCGCCUACAUCCUCGAAUUCUUCUCCCUCGCGCCGCUAUGGCUGGCCCUCACCCUAUCCACCAUCGGGUUCUAUGUCAUGGUCCCAGGCCAGUCCGUGGUAUUAUACUCCCGUCUGCAUCUUGUGGUCCAAAGCCAUCGCAUUCUACGCUUCGUGCUGUGGCUCAUGAUCGUCGACGCAAUCCUCCUCCUCAUCCCCACGACCGUCCUCACCUUCUCCACAGCCUAUAUCCAAACCACCCCGUUCAUCCGCGGAUACAAUGUCAUGGAGCGCCUGCAGUUGGCCUGGUUCUGCGCGCAGGAAUUCGUUAUUUCGGGCAUCUACAUCUACGAGACAGUCAAACUGCUCUCACUAAUGCCAGAGAAGGACCGAAGGCGGUCAAAAAUCAUGUACGAGUUGCUAGCCAUCAACUUUGUCAUCAUCAUGCUCGACGUCGCGCUGUUGGUCGUCGAGUACAUCGGGUACUACUCCCUCCAAACAACACUCAAGCCAAUGGUCUACAGCAUAAAGCUGAAGCUCGAAUUCGGCGUAUUGGGCAAACUCGUUUCCCUGGUGCAGACUCAACGCUCUCAGCCAACCUCCACAGAACAUGAAGAGUACCCCGGCUUCGUGGAUCCUUCACAGCUUACUUCGGACGUCACGCGUGUUGCGCCGCCUAACCGCGCGCGAGAGUGGAACAAUAUCUCCAUGGAGAGUCUUGCGACGUCGGAACGGAGGAUACGGCCUUCUACGAGAGACACGGAUAGUCCCCAUUUAUCAUGA
Molecule: messenger RNA, 981 nt
Organism: Penicillium argentinense
Lineage: Eukaryota; Fungi; Ascomycota; Eurotiomycetes; Eurotiales; Aspergillaceae
Exons: 1
Coding region: 1-981 (326 amino acids)
Source: RefSeq, a predicted model, not a curated record